Messenger RNA from Neurospora tetraspora, 2267 nucleotides. RefSeq names its product ferric reductase NAD binding domain-containing protein. The transcript is spliced from 4 exons. Lineage: Eukaryota; Fungi; Ascomycota; Sordariomycetes; Sordariales; Sordariaceae. The record is from RefSeq and is a predicted model, not a curated record. Gene Ontology annotation, cellular component: plasma membrane. Gene Ontology annotation, biological process: iron ion transport; copper ion import; intracellular iron ion homeostasis. Gene Ontology annotation, molecular function: ferric-chelate reductase activity. Bases 221 to 2164 code for a protein of 647 amino acids.
CCUUCCCUCAUGUGUUCCUUCCUCAUCGUACAAGCCUUAAAGCGUGCCUUCCUACCUUGUCCCUCAUACCUGCCCUCUAGUUCAACCAAGAAUCUUGGCUUGAGAGGAAGGAGCGUUCGUUGCUUCACCCACCUCUCCUUAACGGACACUCCGGUCUCUUCGUUCACAGAGCGUCACUCAUCCCCUCACCAUCAUUUCGUGACUAUCUUACGCAUUCAUAAUGUCCCAACCAUCACCUCAUACUCCCAGUGGCGGAGGGCACACCGGAACAGGAGCAGGAGCAGCUGCUCCGAGUGACGGAGGUCAUGAGAGUCCUGCCAUGCAAGCCUUUUUUGCCAUGAGGCAGCGGAAGAACGAGCACAUGAUGAAGAUGUACGCAGCAGCACUAUGUGGCCUAGUUGCUCUCUUCGUCGUCUUCCACUGGACGAGAUGGCUUUGUGUUAGAGCAGAACGGUCAUGGAGGCCAUUAGCUACACUGGGACGUCCCUUUGUUGCGAUUGAGAGGUUCGUAAGGAGCCUUCUUGUUCGCAAGGUCCCUGGCUUCAAAUCGGCUGGGCAUGCGCUACUCGUUACAACAUAUGUUGUGGCCAAUGUUGCCGUUGGGUUCACGAACGUAGAUGCCAGCUCUAAAGCCAACUUUGCCUCCAGGUUUGGCCGGCUGGCUCUAUCAAACCUUGGACUCGUCAUCUUUCUGGCACUCAAGAACACCCCUUUGGCUUUCCUCACUGCCUACUCCUAUGAAAGGCUUAACUGUCUACAUCGAAUUGCCGGAUACACGAUGUUCAUCUGGAUGGUACUCCACGCGUCCCUGUACACCACAUUCUUCAGUGAGUCAGGAAUGAUGGUUACCAAGUUCAAAGACCGGACUGAAAUCGCGGCCAUCGUGGCCGGCUUUUCCUUCUUGACGGUAGUCCUCUCGGCCACCAUCCUCCGGCGAAUCUGGUACGAGCUUUUUUACGUGGUCCACAUUUCGAGUUGGAUCAUGGGGAUUGUUGCUCUUGGAUUUCAUCAGCCGGUGGUUGCAAAGAAGGGGAUUAUCGUCAUACUUCUGGUGGCGUCCAUGUGGGUUCUUGAUCACCUUAUCAGGAUCACCAGAGUUCUAUACUACAGCUUGAACAACGAGGCGACAUUGUAUCCUCUCCCUGAUGGUGGCACCAAAGUCAUAUUCAAGAAAGCACCCGCCAGGGCGGCAGCAGGAAAGCAUUGCUUCAUCUGGAUACCGGCAGUACGCAAGUUCGAAAUGCAUCCUUUCACGAUCCACAAGACGAACUCUUUGGAAUUCACCAUCAAGGCACAAAAUGGCUUCACUCGCGAUCUCCACCAACACGCGGUUGCCAACCCAGGUAUCAGUGUGAGGGCGUCUCUCGAUGGACCUUACGGCACAUUUCCGGAUCCUAUGGAUUACGAUAAGAUUGUCCUCAUCGCGGGCGGCGGAGGUGCUACUUUCACGUUUGGCCUUGUGGCGAACAUUCUUGAGAGGUUACACGAUGAACCUCACAAGACCAUCACAUUCAUCUGGGCUGUGAAGAAACACGAAAACUUAGCAUGGUUCAAGGAACACCUGGAAGCAUUGAAAAGCCAUGCACACUCACCCAAAGUCGACGUCUCCAUCUACGUGACACGAUCACCAGUCGCUUCUCAGCACCACCACCACUUGCCGCACAUUCACGGUCACAGCUUGCUGCACCACACACAACCGUGCACUUCGGAAUCGUCUUCGGGAGGAUCUUCACCACCUCUAUCGCCCGAUAGCGGCGGCAGCGGCUCCCCAGAUACCGAAAAGAUGUCUCAACUGCCAUUACCUAUCCAUACCCAUCAGCACCAGAACCACCAAUCAUCGACCCUGUCAGAAAAGGAUCUCGAACACGGCGGCGGCCUUGCCGUGGUCUCUCACCACAGCAAGGCGGCGGACAACAGCACUGGCACCGAAUCACAUCCUCAUCCCCAUCAUGCGCACGGUUACGAGCACGCCAUCAAGCCCGGCAGACCGGACAUGGCCACACUGAUCCGCCAGGCCGUCGUCGGUACCCCUUCAAACCAGCGCGUGCUCGUGGCGGCGUGCGGACCGGACGGGCUGAUGCGUGUCGUGAGAGAUACGACGGCGAGGUUGAUACAGGGAGACGGGCCGGGGGUGGAGCUACAUUGUGAGCAGUUUGGAUGGUAAAUGUUUUGCGAGCCGUUGAAAAGGAUUGACAAAAAAGGGGAUUCGAAUCGUUUUUUCUCUCGGACUUUCAUGGGUUUAUGAUCAAUGAUAGUUGGCAAUCCCA